This is a messenger RNA of Salvia hispanica, 2169 nucleotides long. Its product is annotated as 1-aminocyclopropane-1-carboxylate oxidase homolog 1-like. The record is from RefSeq and is a predicted model, not a curated record. NCBI's taxonomy places the organism in Eukaryota, Viridiplantae, Streptophyta, Magnoliopsida, Lamiales, Lamiaceae.
UUUUACAAAUUGAACUUUUGUGAAGAAUCAUGAACUGUCGUCGUAGUAAUAAAUUUUGUGCACAACCAAAAUUAUUUUCUCUGAUAAUCAUUGAGGCGGCGCCGCCACUACAGAUCGUAUCAAUGCUCACAUCCUUUAUUUUGCUUCGACCCUAUUUGUGUGUAAAAGAAGUGAAAUUUUUUUGUGGAAAUUCUAAACCAAUAAACAAAGAUUUUUAGAAAAAUCCAUGUAGUGAUUCAUAUGCAGCCAGCGGAGUCAACCAUUAUUACAUUAAAAUAAUAAGUGUGCAGCUGCUUUCUACUAAAAAUCCAACUUUCGCCGGAAAAAAUGGUAGUUUCAAGCAGCAUGGAUGCACAAUCCGAUCGGAAGAGCGAGUUGCAGGCCUUCGACGACACGAAAGCCGGCGUGAAAGGACUAGUCGACGCCGGGAUCACCAAGCUGCCCGCAAUCUUCCUCCAUCCACCGCAGAAUUUGAAGGAUAUCGGGACCACGACCGGAACUCACUUGGAUUUUCCGGUCAUAGAUCUCGAGAGCUUCGACAAGGAUCCGAGCCUACGCCGGAAAGUCGUGGACGGGAUUCGAGAAGCGGCGGAGACGUGGGGUUUCUUCCAAGUUGUGAAUCAUGGGAUUCCGGUAGCAGUUUUGGAUGAUAUGUUGGACGGAGUUCGUGGAUUCAUGGAGCAGGAUACGGAUAUCAAGAAGCAAUAUUACACUAGAGACUCAACUAACAAGUUUCGGUUUAAUAGUAAUUUCGAUCUGUUUAGUGCUCCGGCGACUAACUGGAGGGACUCUUUUUACUGUGUUGUUGCUCCUAAUCCUCCACAGCCUCAACAGCUGCCUCAAGUUUGCAGGGAAAUCAUGAUGGAAUACUCUAAGCAAGUGAUGGGAUUAGGGAGGAGUUUGUUUGAGUUGCUGUCUGAAGGUCUUGGACUCAGCACAAAUCAUCUCCUGGAUAUGGAAUGUGCACACUCACUUUUCAUGGUCUCCCAUUACUACCCCUCGUGCCCGGAGCCGGAGCUCACAUUGGGUGUGACUAGACACUCGGACAACAACUUUGCAACCGUGCUUCUGCAGGACAACCUCGGCGGGCUCCAAGUGUGGCAUCAGAACCAGUGGGUGGAUGUUCCUCCUCUCCGGGGAGCCUUAGUCGUCAACAUUGGAGAUCUUCUUCAACUGGUAACGAACGAUAAGUACAAAAGCGUGGAGCACAGGGUGCUGUCGAGCAAGGCCGGCCCGAGGAUAUCAGUUGCCAGCUUCUUUGGGAGGGAUUCGGGACCAAGCUCGAUCGUUCAUGCCCCGAUUAAGGAGCUGUUGUCAGAGACGAACCCUCCCAAGUACCGCCCCACCACAUCAGAAGAGUAUAGUGACUACUUCUGCAAGAAGGGCCUUGAUGGCACUUCUGCCUUGCUUCACUUCCAACUCAAAGGUGGAUUCUCUUCGGACAGCAGCUCCUUGAUCGGACCAUAAACCUUCGAGCCGUUGCUCUCCUCCACAUGCAUACGAAACACAAGUGCAACUGAAACCCGCGGACCUAUGCUCCUCGCCAGUGCCCUGUGGUACACACUUUUAAACGCACCGUUGCUGAUUAGCUGCAACACACAAGCACUAAUCGUUAAGGGCAUCCACAACAGAGUGCAUUGAAAAGCACUUACACUAUUCAUGUGCUUAUCUACUUACGUACCUCCAUGAGAUCACCGACGUUGACCAGAAGAGUUCCCGGGGAAGGCGGGACAUCAACCCAACGAUGCUUGUGGAGAAUCUGCAGUCCACCGAUAUCGUCCUGCAGUAGAAGAGUGAGGAAGCCGCUGUCUGUGUGGCUGCUGAACCCGAGUGUCAUGUCUGGCUCGGGACAGGCCGGAUAAUAAUUGCACGCCACAAACUGUGCCUCUGCACAAUCCAUGUCCAUCAGGUGAUUCCGGUCCAGCCCAAGAGCUUCAGACAGCAGCUCGAACAGAAGUAUUCCGACGUCCUUUGCUUGCUUUGAGUAUUCCAGCAUUGUAUCUCUGCCAUAGCCAACAUCAUCAUGCAUCAUGGAGUUAAGGGUGUUUCGAUGAAAAUGAUGUAUACAUCUCGAUCAGACAAAAAAGAAUCCGAAUAGAUCUGUAAAUUUCUCGAAAGAUGAAAUGAUGAACUGAAGCUACUAUAUGUAACACCAAACAAUUGAACACA